Molecule: messenger RNA, 1380 nt
Organism: Ziziphus jujuba (common jujube)
Lineage: Eukaryota; Viridiplantae; Streptophyta; Magnoliopsida; Rosales; Rhamnaceae
Exons: 3
Coding region: 144-1178 (344 amino acids)
Molecular function (GO): polysaccharide binding
Source: RefSeq, a predicted model, not a curated record
AGAAACAACUCCUAAAGUAAACACCAAGAGAUUCUUCUCCCUCCUAAUUAACACAACAUCGCUUUACUCAUCUCACAGCUCUGCUUAAACUGCCAAAAGCAUACUUCACAAACCGUCUAAAGCCCUUCAAACCUCUAUCCCUAAUGGAUUUUCUCUUCACCUACAGUCCCACAUCAAAAAACCAUCAAUCUCAAUGCUCUUCCUUUCUUCUAACCAUUAUUCCAUUCCUUCUCCCAUUACUAAAUUACCAGCUUAUACCUGCUCAAGCGAGCAUCUGCCGAACCUCUUGUGGCAAUAUCCCGAUCACGUAUCCUUUCGGCAUCGAUGACGGCUGCGGCAGCCCUUACUACCGACAUAUUCUGGAUUGCUCCGAGUUGGGAAAACUCGAGCUCCGAACACCUUCGGGAAGAUAUCCAGUUCACAGCAUAAGCUACACAGAUCCUCACAUCCUUGUCAUCGAUCCUUUCAUGUGGAACUGUCAGGACGGCGACAAUUUUCGUCCAACGAAGCCUUUCAGCCUCGAUACGAGCACUCAUCUAUCGCUGUCCCCGCAAAAUGACUAUCUUUUCUUCAACUGUAGCGAAGACAACGUGAUCGUUGAGCCGAAGCCCAUGUUCUGCGAGCGGUUCCCGGAGCGGUGCGACUCGUCAUGUGACAGUUCCAGCUAUCUUUGCAGGCACUUGCCCAAUUGCGGCUCGGCGUUGCGUGGCGGUUCCAGUUCUUGCUGUUCAUACUAUCCGAAAGCCACUGAGUCACUUAGACUCAUGCUCAAGUUCUGCGCUAGCUAUACUAGCGUGUACUGGAGAAACAACGGAGCGGCUCAGAUGCCUUAUGAAGCUCAGGUGCCUGAGUAUGGAGUUAGGAUUGAUUUCGAUAUCCCGGUGACGACUCGUUGCCUUCAGUGUCAGGAUAUGAAGAAAGGAGGUGGGACAUGUGGAUUUGAUACUCAAACACAGAAUUUCCUGUGCCUUUGUGGUCAAGGAAAUAAUAUUACUACUUUUUGUAAAGAUCACAGUGCUUCUCAGCAUAAAAGUGUUGGAGUGAUUGCAGGGACGGUUUCUGCAGUGUCAGCAGCGGGAGUGUUAGGAAUUGGAGCUGGUAUUUGGUAUUUGAUGAAAGUGAGAGCUAAAGCACCCGUAACAUGUGGGGUUCAGAGCAAUGAGAAUAGGCUUUUUUAAAAGGCAUUAACAGACACUAUUAAUUAGUGAAGCAUACACUUGCCCCAUUGUUUUUCAUCUUUUUCUAAAUUUUGAUUUCUUUUUUGCUCCUUUUUUUGUUUUGAUUUCUUUUUUGCUCCUUUUUUUGUUUGUUUUACUUUUGUAUACGCUUCUGUAAGACCAUGUUAUUACUUUUAUAGUGAAGUUGGCACUAUUUUUUUUU